UUGCCAAGCACCAAGAUGAUCUUAAUCAGACAUAUCUGUGUACUUCUUCUCUCUCAACAGUAUCUGAUUCAAAGUGAGGAUGUUCACCAACAUAUUCCUUUAACCACAGCUGAACACGGUAGAACUGUAACACUGCAAUGUGUGAUAUCAGAGAAAGAUCGAAUGCUAUACUGGUACAAGCAAAGUAUUGGACAUAUGCCCCAACGUGUAGCGGAUAAAACGAAAUUUCAAGAAACUUCAAGUGUUUCGGGAGAACGUAUCUCUGCAAAAAUGGUUGGUAGUAAUUAUGUUCUAAACAUCAAAAAUAUAACCAGUUCAGACGAGGGAAUAUACUUCUGUCAAACCGGAACACAGUUUGGGAUGAAUUUCAGAAACGGCACCUUGGUGACUUUGAGGGGUAACCAUCUUCUGAGAUCUCACUACCAGACAGUGUGGCAGCAGCCAGCGUCUGAGCCAGUCCACCCAGGAGACUCUGUGACUCUGCAGUGUUCAGUCCUCUCUGAGUCCUGUACAGGACAACACAGUGUGUUCUGGUUCAGAGCCGGGGCAGGAGAAUCCCAUCCAGGACUCCUUUACACCCAAGGAGACAGGAGUGAAGAGUGUGAGAAGAGACCUGAGACUCCCUCUCCUACACGGAGCUGUGUCUACAGCCUCUCCAAGAACAACAUCAGCUCCUCUGAUUCUGGGACUUACUACUGUGCAGUGGCCACAUGUGGAGAGAUACUGUUUGGCAAUGGAACAAGACUGGAUGUUGAACCAGCAGUGGAUGUCAUAGUUAUCGUCCUGGGGGUGGCUUUAGCUGUGUGUGUUGUGUUGAUCAUCAUCCUCAUCUGUACCAGAAAGACACGGACAGUGUGUGAGAAUUGUAAAGUGAGUGUUACCUAUCACGGACAUGACAAGACAACUGCAGAACAGUCAAGUGGCCAGGAAGGUGAAGACUUGAACUAUGCUGCUCUGCAGUUCUCUGAGAUGAAAGGUAAAAGAGGAAGAAGGAAGAGAGAGACCCCACAGGAGAGUGUGUACUCUGAUGUGAGAGGUUCUGACUGGGAGGGAAGUGGUCAAUAGGAAAUCAGUUUGUAAACAUUGUUGAGGUGGCAGUUUAGGGUAGCUUAUGUUACAUUUCGAUACUUCUUUUGCUUUUUACUCAUGUAUUUUACUCUCUUUACUUCUUAGUUUUAAAAUAGUGUUUGUGGUAACUAGACAUUCAGUCUGCAUCUCCAACGUUAGUCUGAGGCACAGCCACUGUUUACCAGGUCAGUUUGUAAACACUGUUGAGGUGGUAGUUAACAUGAGCUCAUAAUGUAUUUUUUUAAGUCUGAUUGUAAUAAUGAUGUGUUUGUGAUUUAUUGGUUUUACAUUUGUAUAUAUGGUCACUAGAAAUUCAGUGUGCAAGAUUUCUCUUGAUAGGCACAGUGAUGCAACAAGAACUGUGGUCACACUGUGGUUCGUAUUCAAUAAAUGUUUCUAGACAUUGUUUUGUAAGACGUUGUCUGGAAGUGCUCCCCGGGUCUUUAGCUAUAAAUUAUAAAUGAUGGUUAAUCUGCAGCAGCAUGUG
Molecule: messenger RNA, 1555 nt
Organism: Hypomesus transpacificus
Lineage: Eukaryota; Metazoa; Chordata; Actinopteri; Osmeriformes; Osmeridae
Product: signal-regulatory protein beta-2-like
Exons: 6
Coding region: 16-1065 (349 amino acids)
Biological process (GO): response to bacterium
Source: RefSeq, a predicted model, not a curated record